Plenodomus lingam JN3 is the source of this 432-nucleotide messenger RNA. Lineage: Eukaryota; Fungi; Ascomycota; Dothideomycetes; Pleosporales; Leptosphaeriaceae. The record is from RefSeq and is a predicted model, not a curated record.
AUGGCGAUACAAGAGCCUGCCCCACAGAAACAUAGUGCGUGUAACGCGUCACGAGCCGCAAUCCUCCACUUGCUUCAACGGCUCAAGCCCUCUGGCUUCUUGCGUAAGGCGACCGACUGCUGCCUACAAUACCCCGGAAGAAGAGGCAGGCAAGUGCCAAGUGGAGUCUCGAAUAGUGGAUCUACUGUAGACAACCCGGUCAGUCUUUGUCAUGAAACAGCCUGUUAUACCUGGUCCUUCAUGAAGCCUCUCUUUUCGAUCUUUGAUAAUCCAGCCUCCACAAAUUCUCACGUGUUGACCCUAGUCCACCAGCUUACCGCUCUCACGCUGCACCGGCACCCCACUGCACUAGACAUGGGUCUCGAGCACAAGGCUUUACCAGGACCUGAUCCGAAUCGGGACAGGGCCAUCAGAAUAGGGUAUUUGGGCUGA